AUGAAUGGCAGUGACUGUGGAAGCUGGACUGUGUUCUCCUCCAGAGGGUUCUUCAAGCAUCACAAUCAAAGGUACCAAAUCGAGCCCUUGAAAUUUACGGACCAGGAAGAACACGCUGUUUUCAGAUAUGAUGAUUCAGAAGGAGGUCCUGCCAAUUACACCUGUGGAGUGAAGAAUUCAGACUGGCUUGAAAAUCCCCACACCCCGAGAUCAUCCAUCCGACCAGAAAACUUUCUUCAACAAGAGAAAUACAUUGAACUGUUUGUGGUCCUGGAUCAUGCUUUUUUCAAGGAGCAUGAUGGAAACCUCGGGGAGAUAAGAAGAACAGUUUUUGAAAGGGCCAACUUGAUCAAUAUGAUUUACAAAACCAUCGACAUUUAUGUGUCUCUCGUCGGUACUGAAAUCUGGACCAAUGACAAUAAGAUACAGGUGGUGUCCAAUGCCAGUAUCACCUUGGCUAGAUUUGCAUUCUGGAGGUAUGACGUCCUGCUGAAAAGGAAGAACCAUGAUCAAGCUCACUUACUCACGGGGAUAGACCUCAGAUACCCAACGGUGGGACUGUCCUACAUGAAUUCAAUGUGCAGAAAGAAUUCCGUCGCUAUCAUUGAGGCCAAGAAGAAGUAUCACUUUUACACCGUUGCAAUAAUGGCUCAUGAAAUAGGCCAUACCCUUGGGAUGACUCAUAUUUCGCAAUCCUGCAACUGCACCACUGGAAACUGCGUGAUGGUCAAACAACUGACACCCAUCUUCCCAAAGGAUUUCAGCUCAUGCAGCCAAGAAAAAUUACAACAAUUCCUACUUUCGAACAAGCCAGUUUGUCUCCUGAACCUGCCAAUCUCCAAAGAUAUUGUAACCAAACCACUGUGUGGGAACCACGUACUGGAAGUGGGAGAGGAGUGUGACUGUGGAACCCCCGAGGAGUGCACCAAUCUUUGCUGUGAUGCUAGGUCCUGCCGAAUGAAGUCAUGGGUGAAAUGUGACGGAGACUGCUGUCAUCGCUGCAAAAUUAAAAAGAAGGGCACCCUGUGCAGGCCUGCCAAGCACGAGUGCGACACACCCGAGGUGUGUGACGGCCGCUCACCUCGCUGUCCUAAGGAUCAGUUCCGGGCCAACGGAACCCCGUGCCACAAUGGAGAAGGCUACUGCUUCUGGGGAGUGUGUCCCACCUUGCAGGAUCAAUGCACCGCACUCUGGGGGGAAGGUAGAGACCGCCUGUAG
This is a messenger RNA of Tachyglossus aculeatus (Australian echidna), 1218 nucleotides long. RefSeq names its product disintegrin and metalloproteinase domain-containing protein 28-like. Gene Ontology annotation, molecular function: metalloendopeptidase activity. The record is from RefSeq and is a predicted model, not a curated record. Bases 1 to 1218 code for a protein of 405 amino acids. Gene Ontology annotation, biological process: proteolysis. Lineage: Eukaryota; Metazoa; Chordata; Mammalia; Monotremata; Tachyglossidae. The transcript has 9 exons.